GAACGGACCGGGCCGACCCUACGGGCACUAGCGGGGGGGGGCCCGACCCGGCUGGGCCCGCCGAGGCCGCCGCCAUGUUCGCGGGGCUGCAGGAGCUGGGGGUGGCCAAUGGGGAGGACCUGAAGGAGACGCUGACCAACUGCACCGAGCCGCUCAAGGCCAUCGAGCAGUUCCAGACAGAAAAUGGAGUCCUUCUGCCCUCUCUCCAGUCUGCUCUGCCAUUCUUGGACCUCCAUGGUACUCCUAGGCUGGAGUUUCAUCAGUCUGUAUUUGAUGAGCUGAGAGAGAAAUUGCUAGAGAGAGUUUCAGCCAUUGCCUCAGAAGGAAAGGUUGAGGAAAGAUACAAAAAGCUGGAGGAUCUGCUGGAGAAAAGCUUUUCCUUGGUCAAGAUGCCAUCUAUACAGCCUGUGGUGAUGUGUGUCAUGAAACACCUGCCCAAGGUCCCUGAAAAGAAACUGAAGUUAGUUAUGGCGGAUAAGGAUUUAUACAAAGCAUGUGCCGUGGAGGUGAAGCGCCAGAUCUGGCAGGAUAACCAAGCUCUGUUUGGUGAUGAGGUGUCCCCAUUGCUGAAACAGUACAUCCUGGAGAAAGAAAACACUCUCUUUAGUAGUGAUCUCUCUGUCUUGCACAACUUCUUCAGUCCCUCUCCAAAAAUGAGACGUCAGGGAGAGGUGGUUCAGAAGCUGACACAGAUGAUUGGGAAGAAUGUGAAGCUAUAUGACAUGGUGCUACAGUUCCUAAGAACAUUGUUCCUUCGGACGAGGAAUGUCCAUUACUGCACGCUACGGGCAGAGCUCCUGAUGUCGCUGCAUGACCUGGACAUCAGCGAGAUCUGUACUGUUGACCCCUGUCACAAGUUCACUUGGUGCUUAGAUGCCUGCAUUCGGGAGAAGUUUGUGGAUAACAAGCGAGCUCGAGAGCUGCAAGGGUUUCUGGAUGGAGUGAAGAAAGGACAAGAACAAGUACUGGGGGAUUUAUCAAUGAUCUUGUGUGAUCCCUUUGCCAUUAACACCUUAGCUCUGAGUACCAUACGGCAUCUGCAAGAGCUGGUUGGGCAAGACACCUUACCCAGGGAAAGUCCAGACCUCUUGUUGCUGCUAAGGAUGCUGUCUCUGGGACAGGGAGCCUGGGACAUGAUUGACAGCCAAGUCUUCAGGGAGCCUAAAAUGGAACAUGAGUUGAUCACCAAGUUCUUGCCGAUGCUGAUGUCUUUUGUGGUGGAUGACUACACAUUCAACGUAGAUCAGAAACUGCCAUCAGAAGAGAAAGGGCCAAUUCCCUACCCCAGCACCAUUCCCGAAGCUUUUACCAAAUUCCUUCAGGAGCACAGAAUAGCCUGUGAGGUUGGGCUAUAUUACAUACUUCACAUAACUAAACAGAGGAACAAGAAUGCUUUUCUCAGGCUCCUGCCAGCACUAGCUGAGACAUUCAGUGACCUGGCCUUCAGUGAUAUUUUCCUGCACCUGCUCACCGGUAACCUCACGUUGUUGGGUGAUGAAUUUGCGCUGGAGGACUUCUGUACCAGUCUCUUUGAUGGGUUCUUCCUCACUGCCUGCUCAAGAAAAGAGAACGUCCAUAGACACGUGCUAAGAUUGCUACUUCACCUGCAUCACAAAGUGGCACCUACCAAAUUAGAAUCACUCCAGAAGGCUUUGGAACCUACCAAGCAGAGCGGCGAAGCUGUGAAGGAUCUUUAUAACCAGCUCAGCGAGAAACUGGAGCUUCGCAAACCCAGUCCAGCCCCGGUGGCUGAAACUCCAUCCAUGGAACUGACUUUGCCCACAGUGCCCACCCCAGCCUCGCUCUGAGCCACAUGAGCGGGACUCUGAGAUAAGAGAAACUAACCUUUGCAUCCUGCAGAGUGGAGGCGUUUCAAUGUACUGCUAAGUGUCUCUGGCUACCAUGGUGGAAACUUACCGAAAACCACUGAACCUUUUGCAGAAGCAGGACAUUGUCAGACACUGCAGUUUGUCCUUGAGCACUGUCUCUUGCUGGCUAGAAGGCUCAGUAUGCAGUGUGUUGCAUAGGUUUACUUUGCCUAAGGAUAGAUAGGUGGCUUCUUGUGGAUCUACCCAGCUUGUAUAAUUUUUUUCAAAAGACAAGUCUUAUUUUUAAACCUCUGUAUCUUCUUCUUGCAUUUUUAGACUUACAAUUUUCUGGGGCAGUAAAACCCUGGUUGUGUAAUCAGGCAGAGGGAGCAAACCCUUGAAGUCUGAGCAGUUUCUCUCUUUGCCCCCAGCUUGCUUCUUUGGGUCUUUAAAGCUGAGAGAUGGUUCUCAACAAAAGGGAACAAGGCUGCAGAUUUUAUAUAUUGUUCAAAACUGCUGCUUCCCUGUGACCUCAUGGAGACAAGUGCUGUGCAUACCUAUUGGCCAAUCCCCAUGAGAGCAGGACAGCCAGGGCAGGGCCUAAUUACAGCUCUCUCUUUGGGUUUAUGGAUCGCCCUUAGACAUAGGGGGUGACAUAGUUGUAGUGCACCUGACAAGUUAGUCACCUGCUUCUGAUGUCAGGGGUUGGCUGUUCACCAACCUGAUCCCCAGUUUAUUUCACGGCAACUGGUAAUUGGCAGCCGUCCCGGACUUUGGACAGCAGCCCCAGUAGGAAGGAGAGGAGAGGGUUGGAAAAGAUCAGGAGUUUCAAUUUAAAGGCAUGCUUUUUGUGGAGCCCCAGGAUUUCUGGCCACGUGGGGUCUGGUCCCAAGGGGGGCUUCUCAGAACCCAGAGUCACAGGCAGGCUGCACUUCCCAUCACUCUCACAUCUCCCCUCAAUAUUUGUACCCAUCUCCCUAGCUCAGGCUGGUUGACUCGCUUUGUACUGAAGAGCGUCCACGAGGUCACUCCCCUUCAUCCUCACAUGAUGCUGCCCUGAUGCUGUGGCAGCAUCUACUGGGGUCAUCACUGGGACCUGGAAACUCAGGACAUUAGUAGGAACGGGGCAGAUGUGUUGAGUUGCUGCCAGCAGGUGACUGAGGUCCCCAGUCCAAAGUGAGCAGUGCUUGAUACUCCCGAUGGUCCAAAGACCAUAGAAUCAUAGGACUGGAAGGGCCAUCAAGAGGUCGUCUAGUCCAGUACAGCUCCUGGCCAACUGCGGGACCCUUGAGGCUCCUUACUGGCCAACCUGCCAUUUGCCAUCUCUUGCCUCAUUGGUCGAGGGGGCUCUGGCGCUGCCGCUGAAGUGGAGCAAUGGAACGCAGAUAUGUGGGCUGGCCCCUUGGAGGCUAGCUGCACUGAGCAGAGGGCCACCCAAGUCCCCUCACUCCAUGCUUGUGGUGGUUAGGCACUUGGAGAUGGUUUGCAUGAGCCAACAUACCACCAGAGGGGCCAUGGGCUCAUAACAAGACUAUCCCUGCCCUCAAAGGGCUGCACCAAAGGGACAGGGGAGUACAAGGAAACAGUGGUCAGCAUGGAAAGUAGCAGCCACAGCACAGCAGCUGCCUAACCACUGUUAAUUCUUUUUGUAGACAUCACUGCAGAGAGGAGCCUGCAGGAGGAAAGACCUUGCAGAUGUUUUAUGGGAAGCUACUCCCAUGUUUGAGGGGUGGCAUUGGAGAAAGUGUGUGUAUGCCAGGAUGGGGUUUCCUGGAGCCACGGGCUCAAUUUCUGCCUCCAGGACACAGCUCUAUAAUAAAAACACCUAGUUGUUCUCAAGCGCUUUUCAUCAAUAGCUUUUAAAGCGCUUUACAAAGGAGGUCAGCGUCAUCAUCCCCAUUUCACUGGGGAAACUGAGGAACAAAGCAUUGACGUGAUUUACCUGAGGUCACCUAGCAGGUCAGUGGCAGAGCUGUGCAUAGAACCCAGGUCUCUAAGUUCCAGUCCAGCGAUCUCUCUAUUCUCUCCCUCACUCCCUCUGAUGUACUGGGGCUAGGCCAUGGUUGCGGCAGUCACUCAGGGUUAGUACUGCAGUAGAGUUAGUUGCUUUAGGACUGCUCCUGUCCCCCGGCUGCUACACCAGUAAUCCUGCUCCCAGUGCACCCUCCCUCCCCAUUCCAUAUGCUGCUAACUACCCUGUGGCACAUACCCUCCCUGACUCCCUGUAAUUUGGGAAGGGAGAGCAAGGAGCAAUGGUAUCUGAGGCUGACUGCAAACAAGAGGGAGACCAUGGAUCUGAAGCUGUUGGAAGAGCUGCUCUCCUGCCAGAGUUUCCCCAGCUAGCAAGUCACGGACAGUCGACCAGCCUGCAUGCUGGCCCCAUGUGGUUUCCCCCCAGUGACCACCACACAUCCAUCCGUCCCAACUCCCCAGCUGCUUCUGUUCCUUGGCCACCCUCCUUCCCUGGCUCAGGGGUUUGGUUGGGGAGGGGGUACCUUGGCAGCAGUAGAGAAUGGAAGUAGCUGCAUAACCCAUACUCUCAGUUGGGUUGGCUUGUUGCAAAAGGAAAAGAUGAAAUACAAAAUGUUGACCUCAAAUAGCUUGUAUGAUGCGUGCUGAUUGCAGCAAGAAGGGUUAUGCCUUCAAAAUAUUGGAGUUAUGAAUUUCUUAAGUUACAGAAGAGCAAAAAGAAUGGAGACACUCUGGGUAGAGUAUCAAGAAUGGCCAAUUUUCAAAUAUUUAUUUUUUAAAAUUAGAUAAUUUUUCAAAAAGUGAACAUCCUAGAGAGUCUGCUUCUAUCCGCAGCUAUUGCUAUGCAAACUUGGAGAUGAAAACGCUUUCAUUUUAUUGCCAGAAAUUACAGAAACUUCUGUUUCAAGGAAAAUCUCAACACAGUCUCAACUAGAAGUUGUGUCUAUGAUGCACUUUCUCUCUCUCUCUGUGUUCCCCCUGGCCCUGAGUGCAGACUUCGGAACUCUGUAUUGCUUCAGAGAUCCUGUCUGCAGUGGAUCUUUUCCUUUCCUUGGGUCUGAAUGUGUUCUUGUAUUGGAUCUUGCCACUCUUGACUCACCUGGCAAAAUAAAACUAGACUAUCAAGCAGCAA
Caretta caretta (loggerhead turtle) is the source of this 4911-nucleotide messenger RNA. RefSeq names its product negative elongation factor complex member B (gene NELFB). The record is from RefSeq and is a predicted model, not a curated record. Gene Ontology annotation, biological process: negative regulation of transcription elongation by RNA polymerase II. Gene Ontology annotation, cellular component: nucleus; NELF complex. Lineage: Eukaryota; Metazoa; Chordata; Testudines; Cheloniidae.